This is a messenger RNA of Dioscorea cayenensis subsp. rotundata (Guinea yam), 1403 nucleotides long. Its product is annotated as protein indeterminate-domain 7-like. Bases 259 to 1305 code for a protein of 348 amino acids. The record is from RefSeq and is a predicted model, not a curated record. Gene Ontology annotation, cellular component: nucleus. The transcript is spliced from 3 exons. Lineage: Eukaryota; Viridiplantae; Streptophyta; Magnoliopsida; Dioscoreales; Dioscoreaceae. Gene Ontology annotation, molecular function: DNA-binding transcription factor activity.
CUUCUUCAUGCUCUUAUUUAAUAAGAGAUAUAUAUCAACUAGUGUUUAUGGUGCAGUUCCAUUUCCUCCCAUAAAGUUCUUUCUUUUCUAUCAUUCUUCAUCACAUCUUAACCCUAGUGGCACUAGCACCAAUUAUUUCUUCUUCUUCUUCUUCUUCUUCUUCUUCUUCUUUAUUUUUAGUUUCUAAUCUACAAUUGUGUGCUCUUUGAUUUGGAUUACCACCUUGAUAUAUAUAUCAUUUUAUAUACAUCCAUAUAGAUGAUCAUCAAAGGUUUGGUAGAAGAGGAGAACGUUAACAACAUGGCAAACAUGUCAACAAGUGAUCCUCAACCAAUUACUCAAAGUGCUCCAGCUGCCAAGAAGAAGAGAAACCUCCCAGGAAAUCCAGACCCUACUGCUGAAGUGAUCGCUCUUUCACCAAAGACUCUAAUGGCGACAAACCGGUUCAUAUGUGAGAUCUGCAAUAAAGGCUUUCAGAGAGAUCAAAACCUUCAACUCCACAGAAGAGGCCACAACCUACCAUGGAAGUUAAAGCAAAGACCUAACAAAGAGGUGAAGAAGAAGGUGUAUAUAUGCCCGGAGAUCUCAUGUGUUCACCAUGAUCCUUCCCGAGCUCUUGGUGAUCUCACCGGAAUCAAGAAACACUUCAGCAGAAAACAUGGUGAGAAGAAAUGGAAGUGCGAAAAGUGCUCCAAGAAAUAUGCAGUUCAUUCAGAUUGGAAAGCUCACUCGAAGAUUUGUGGCACCAAAGAGUAUAGAUGUGAUUGUGGCACUCCUUUCUCGAGGAGAGAUAGUUUUAUAACACAUAGAGCAUUUUGUGAUGCAUUGGCUGAAGAGAGUGCAAGAUCAGGGAUUAAUAAUAAUCAUCAUCAACAACAACAACAGCAUCAACUUCUUCUUCUAUCUCAACCAGCUGCAUCUUCAUCAUCAACACUAGAGAUAACAACUAAUCAGUUUCAUGGGAUUCAAGAACUAAAUCCAUGGUCAUUAAUGAAUCAUAUAGAGAUGAUAUCUGCUUCUGCAGCUUCACCUUCUCCUUCUCCUUCUCCACACUUGUCUGCAACUGCAUUGCUACAAAAAGCAGCUCAAAUGGGUGCAACAAUGAGCAGUACUAGAACUCAAAGCCAAAUGGCAUCUCUAUCUUCUUCAUCAUCCAUUGGAGGAGGAGGAGAAAAGGUUGUAAACAAUGGAGGUGAUGGCAUGACAAGAGACUUCUUGGGAUUGAGAGCCAUCUCUAUGCACAGUGAUAUGCUCAGCUUGUCAGGGUUAGACUCAUGCAUGAACUCAUCUUAUCAGAAUGUUUGAGGAUCAUUAACUUUGGUUCAAUGGUAUGUUUGUUGUUUUUCCUUCUUUUUUAUGCUUACAAACAUGAGAGGAUUAAUUAAUUAUCUUGCUUGCCACUA